AUGGGAAAAUUUACAGACCUGGUUGCACUGGACGACUUUAGCGAAGGCGCCAUGGAAAACUGGGGCAUGAUAACGUUUCGUGACUCUGCACUACUUUAUACCGAUGCUACAACCAGUGUGCAGAAUAAGGAGCAUAUUGCUCUAGUUAUCUGUCACGAAGUUGCCCACCAGUGGUUUGGUAACCUGGUGACGAUGGACUGGUGGAACGAUUUGUGGCUAAACGAAGGUUUUGCCAACUAUAUGGAGUUUCGAUGUGUUGAUCGGUUGUUUCCUGACUGGAAUAUUAUGACACGAUUCUAUGCAGAGAACGUGGCGCUAAGUCACGAACUAGAUGGACUACGCAGUUCACGCGCCAUAUCGAGUCAUAUCUUCAACCAAACGAAUAUCAUGGGACUGUUUGAUGCUAUCAGUUAUCACAAGGCGUCCGCAAUUAUACGAAUGUUACAAUCGUUGACUGGUGAACGGAAUUUUCAACGAUCGCUCAUCCAGUACCUCAACAAAUACGCGUACGGUAACGCUAAAGGUUCACAUUUGUGGGAAAUUGUCGAAAAGCACGCCGUUCUUCCUCACGGAAUUUCCAUUCAAAGCCUGGCAAAUGCAUAUAUCAAGCAAGUGGGAUGUCCGGAGAUUUUUGUCACAUUGUCUGACAUGGAGAUCGUUGUACACAGUCAGGCUAUUUCGGUUAUCGAUCGAACAAUGAUCCUCGUUGAUGCUUUCGAUUUCUCAAAAUCAUCGAAACUUAACAUCGAGGUGUAUCUCAAUCUUCUAUUAUACGCCACAGAGGAGAUGGAUCACUUAGCGUGGAUGAUGAUCAAUAAACAAAUGAAGUACAUUGAAACACUCAUUGAGGAAACUCCUUUUGCACACAUUUUCAAGGACCUUCAAAGAACGUUAAUCCUUCGACCGUAUGAGAGGGUUGGUUGGAGCACUAACACAUCAAUGACGCCGGCUCAGAAGGGUUUGCAGGCUGAAGUGAUUGGAACUGCUUGCCGUUUGAGGAAUAGGGAUUGUGUAAAGCAGGCUCAACACCGAUACAAUGAAUGGGUCAUCAACAAAAAGAGGCCGUCACCUGAACUUCUCGGUGUGAUUUUGAAUGAAGGUGUUAGUCAAGGAGGUCGUGCCGCAUGGGACAGAGCUUACACUGCCUAUCAGGAAGCAAAAAGUCCGACGGAGAAGAACCAACUAAUUUCUGCCAUGGCAUCUACAACACAAUCAACACUGAUUUCUCGGUUGUUACGCCUUUGCCUCGACGGUUCGUCAUUUCGACCGAACACCAUUCCUCGGGUCCUGUCUGAACUUUCGAAGACCAGCGUUACCAGAGCACUUGCAUGGCGCUUCUUUCGUGUCAACUACAAGAAUUUCGUGAAAAUGUUUGGCGAUGGAUCCAACCUUUUGGUCAGCAGUCUACGAGCAAUGAUCGACAAACUGAGCACUCAGGAGGAUCUGGAAGAAGUGAAAGCAUUCCUCAGCGACAAACGUUUGGAACAUAACAAUCAUCGUCUAAAUCAGAUGUUCGACCAAAUCGAACUGAAUAUCCAAUGGAGACGGCUGAACGAAGAGCCACUGCUACGGUGGCUUCAUGAUUGGGAUGAGAAGCGCCGAGUGAACUUAAGAGGUUCUCUCGGUUUCAAAUGUCCUUUUCGUGCAAACUUUGAACAUGUGAUGACCAUUCGUUGUAACGUGAAAUGCACCACAGGCGGUGAUAUUGCGGAAUUCUCUCAUUCGCCUUUUGCUUUCUACUAUUCUCUUUUCAUAGCUCCUUGUAGGUUGUCUUUCUACAUGGACAAUACAGUGGAUAAAUCUCCGAACCACGACCUACACAUUCACUACGUAAAUCAUGACAUGGAAAUCGCACAACAUCAGCUUUCCGAUUCGGAAAUUGAGUACGAAGUUCGGAAAGAUGAUCCCUAUCAAAUAAGUAUACGAUUGUCUGAAGUGGAACUGAGAAUUUCUCAGUAUAAGGUCACUAUUUCUUUGAUAAUGAAUAAAAUAAACGAACUUGGAGUGGGUAUGGACUCUGACAGUGCUAUCCACACAAGUCUUGCAUCGGAAGUCGAAGACAGUCCGUGGAGCGGGGCUGCUAAUAUGGAAGAGUAA
This is a messenger RNA of Angiostrongylus costaricensis, 2097 nucleotides long. The record is from the annotation of a GenBank genome assembly. NCBI's taxonomy places the organism in Eukaryota, Metazoa, Nematoda, Chromadorea, Rhabditida, Metastrongylidae.